CACAUCCACACACACGGAUACUGGCGGCUGUGCGGGCUGGAGCACGGGGCAAUGGGCGAGGGGCAGCGGUAGAGCGCAGGGCACCAGGCUUUCCUCGCUGGACAGGACACCGCCUGGGUUACUGUGAAGGUCCGGCCAGUGCACGGAGCAGCUCUUAACAUGAUGCACAUAUUCCCUGCAUAACGGGAUGUCCAGAUGAUUCUACAAUGCCAUGUAAACACUAGUAACCACCCAAAGUCAGUGGGAAAGCAGUGGGAAGAUGGAAGAACUCUAUAAAGAAACACCAGAUCUGCAAAUGGACUUGAAUGGCAAUCCCUCCACUAUCCCAAACAAACUGGAGAAUGGGGUCACACAGCUGAUUACUGCAGAAGCCUGGAAUAUUAAUCCAUCUGGUCUAAUGAAAAAAACACUCUCCCCUCUUGUUACUCUGCCGACUGCCCCUGUCCAUAGCCCCUCAUCUGAUUCCCAGAGUGGGGUAGCACUGAAAGUGGCUGCAACUGUUCUUCAACCUAUUUGCUUGGGAGACAGCCCUGUUGUACUGCCGGUACAUUGGCAGGUUGCAGGUGGCACACCACCUCAAAUGAACACAAGCAGCAGCACACCCUAUGUUAUAACAACACAAGGUCCUGUACCACUGCCUGUACUUUUGGAGCAGCAUGUUUUUCAGCAGUUGAACUCUCCAUUGGUGUUGCCUCAAGGAUGCCCUGGCCCCACCAUCCAGAACCACCUUUUCCCAGGAACGACUGCUUCUACUGUUGGUCAGCCACAAAUAUUAGACCAGAAAAUGUCCAGUCCUGUACAGGAAGCUGUACUUCCUCCAGUUUUUCAAACACCAGGCUUUUCAGCUGUUCUACAGGAUUUAUUUCCUCCCCCAAGUUUAGGCACACCCUCUCCUUGUCAUUCAUCUCCAGAUAUAAACCCCAUUCCCCCUCCAGUCUUCAGUUCCCCUUUAGCUCCUUUAGUUCCACCAGCGACCCUCCUGGUUCCAUAUCCUGUCAUUGUUCCCCUACCAGUGCCUCUGCCUAUACCAAUCCCAAUCCCAGUGCCACAGACUGAAAAGGACGGUAAGGGAAAUGUGGACCUUCCUAAAUCUACAGUAGAAAUCCUGAAGAGUUGCAAAGCUACCCAAACUACCCAAGAGAAAGAAGAAACUAAACCUUUUGAAUACACAGCAAAAACAGAAUUUCCACAGUUUCAUCGACACUCUGUCAUUAAAAUAAAUAAUGAAAAUGAAGCGCUUGAUCUUUCCAUGAAAACUGAGCCACUGGUUGACAAUGAUACAAGUGCUGAGGUUCUCCAGGAGGAUGGUGUUUUAGAUCUCUCAGUCCCUGUACACAAGAGAUGUGCAAGCACUAGUACUCAAGUUGGCACAUCUGCAUCAAGUAUGUCACAGUGUGACCUUGUAGGUCCUUCCACAGGUAAAAGCUUCCCUGCUACAACCUUGAACUCUUCCUUAGUCCAUAAUGAACUGACACAGAAACAGGACAACAGAGUCAUCUGCACCAACACUGCUGAAGUAUUGCGCCAACCAAAAUGGGUUUCCGAGCCAAGCGGCAGAGUGAGUUAUGAGCCGAAAAUGUCCAACAACAUUGAGCUGGUGAGCAGUUCCCAAACAGCAAAGGUCAUUGUUUCUGUGAAAGAUGCCGUUCCUGCCAUAUUUUGUGGCAAAAUAAAAGGACUUUCUGGCGUUUCAACAAAAAACUUUUCCUUUAAGAGAGAUUUGCCCCAGGACUCUAUGAUGCAGAGCUACGAUAUGAAGAGUCAGACAGAGGUGAGAGAGAAUGCCGAUGCUUUACGAAAGCAAGUGAAGAACAGAGGCAUGAAGAUAAAGAAAGUAAAUUCCCAAGAGAUACAUAUCCUUCCAAUCAAAAAGCAGAGACUGGCAGCUUUUUUCCCUAGAAAAUAGUAUGUGCCCAAAAGUGCUGCAAGAAACAAAGCUUACUAAAGUUCAGAUAUCUCAUGCCACCGUGUUGGCACGAGGCAUACAAAGACUUCAGCUUUCUUAUUCAUUUUGUAAAGGUAAGAGCGAACUAUGUACUCACACAACAAGUGCAUACCUUUACCUGUAAAAAGAAACUUUGUAAUUUAUUACAUUUGGGAGGGGGGUAAAUAGCUACAAUAUCUACUAUGUUUUUUUGUAACUUGUACUGGGCCACAAAACAACUUAUUUUUAAGCAGAUUGCACAUUUUAUGCAGCCUUUACUAGACUGAUGAGUUGGCCAGAGCUGUUUUUACUGCCAAGAUUUGCUUAUAUGCUGUAUUUAAUAUGAAUUGCAUAUUUAAAAUAAAUGUUUGUAUGUGUUCAUGACUCACUGUCUUGUGCUUGUGUUAUGCUGCUUGACAAAGAUAUUCAAGGGACUGAAACGUAUAUAAAAUAUUCUCUGUAGUUCAGGGGAAGCAGAAAAUGGUAUUGCAUUUAUAGUUACUUACACACAUUUAAAGGGACAUAGUUAUAAUUUUUAUAUAACAUAUUGACCCCUUGACACUAAACAUUUUUAA
Bufo bufo (common toad) is the source of this 2499-nucleotide messenger RNA. It is a transcript of the gene RAI2, whose product is annotated as retinoic acid induced 2. Bases 260 to 1906 code for a protein of 548 amino acids. The record is from RefSeq and is a predicted model, not a curated record. The transcript is spliced from 2 exons. Gene Ontology annotation, cellular component: nucleus. NCBI's taxonomy places the organism in Eukaryota, Metazoa, Chordata, Amphibia, Anura, Bufonidae. Gene Ontology annotation, biological process: animal organ development.